AUGACAUCAAAGACUCAUGUACCCCAUAGACGUAAUAACAAAUCAGAAUGUCAGGAGUGUACGUGUAAAAUGGAUAAGAGUUUGAACAGAGGAAUGUUUAACAUUCAAUUCAAUUCAAUUCUUUAUUCACACUAUACAAGAUAUUUACAUAAGUGUACAUAGUAGGAAAAUAAAGUAGCUACAAAUAAUAAUUAACUAAAAGAUAUUAAGUUCAUUUGUGUACGGUGUCCAAAGUAGCAAGAGCUUUCUUGUUGGACACCGUCAUAUUGAAAUAAUUGGCAGCAGUAAAGAGAGGAAUAAAAUCUCAAAUAAUAUCAGUGAUAGAACAUAUAAGCAAGGUCAGAUUUGGCUGGUUAGAAGACAGGACUUCCAUUCAUUGUAUUGCGUGUUGUGUUUUUUCAUCUAACAAGUCUGAGAGUCGCAAGAUUUGUGUAGCUGGUUAUCAGUGUGACAAUAGUGAUUUUGAUUUUUGCAUUGCGGAACACAACGAGUUACCUGUGAUAAAAAUCUGUUCCGAUGAAGGAAGAGACGAUUGUCAACAAUUGAAACCAAAAGGGACUGAGGCUUCUCUUGGAACUACUGUGAUAACAGCAACAAUUCUUUUUAUUAUUUCAAUUUUGUUUAGCAGGGUGACGGUUAAUGUACUUUUUUUUGUAUUACGUGUUGUGUUUUUUCAUCUUAUUGUGUAUAGGUGGUUUUCAAGCAAUCUCGGGAGACACAAAUAACAAUGGUGACAUGAACAAAUGCUGGUGGACAGACAAAGCGAGCUACUUAGCGAUCUUUUGUUUACCGUCCACCAGCAUGGCGAUGAUGACGUAA
Porites lobata is the source of this 819-nucleotide messenger RNA. NCBI's taxonomy places the organism in Eukaryota, Metazoa, Cnidaria, Anthozoa, Scleractinia, Poritidae. The record is from the annotation of a GenBank genome assembly.